AUGGCCGUCUCGGACCAAGAGAUCGACCAGCUCUACGCAGAGCGGUAUCGGCUGGACCAGCUGUUCCAGAACAGUCCUGAGUUCCAGGACAGCCUUGAGAACAGCAGCGUAGCCGAGUCUCAGUCUGGGAUGUCCCACAAGUCCCACAGGUCGAGGCGGUCCCACGAGCGCGCCGCCGCCCGCCGCCGCUCCUCGGACGCCGCCAGGAGGGACGCCGCCAAGGAGUCCUCACACCGCAGGAGCGACGCCAAGGAGCCCCGCCCGAGCCAGGGCAGCUCCCCCAGCCGCUGGCCGCAGCUCGGAGGAUCGCCGCGCCCUAGCCCCAGCACGCCCCGGAGCGACCCGUCCCCGGCGCGGCGCCCCCAGCACUCGCAGCCCGGCUUCUCGUACAUCUACCCGAACGCCGACGGCGUGGCCGCCAUCGAGAAGAAGCCGAUCCGCCGGUACUCGUUCCUGGGCCAGCCGGGCGCCGGCUCCACCAAGGACGCGCUGCCCUUCAAGGGCAAACUCGAGUACUUCGACCGCAUCUCGCGCGGCUCGACGCCCGAGCCCGUGCUGGCGCCCUUCCUGCAGGGACAGCGCAAGCACGGCUCGCCGCACAGGGGCAGCACGCCCAGCAGCCCGCACGACGCCAGGCUCCUGCAGCCGGCGGACAGGGCCUCGCCGCGCCCGGACCUCGCCAGGAGGCCCUCCCUCCUGCGGAUCCAGAGCAGGCCGCCCGAGAGCCACUCGUCGGGCCACACGCACGACCCCCAGGGCGCGGACGACCAGCCGUCGCCGCGUCCGAAGCCGGCGCGCCCGCCGCCGCCGCCGCAGAUUCUGUUCGAGGACAAACUGUCGAAGAGGCGGAGUCCGGACGCGGCGAAGGGCGCGCCGAGGGAGGACGGCCCGCCGCCCGUGCACCGCCGCGGCUCCCUCCUCCACGACGCCCGGGCCUCCCCCUCGCCCGCCUCCACGCCCGUGUCCGCCAAGGACCCGCGGGCGCCGCAGGAGAGGCGGCCGGACGACCACGGCAGCUCGGCGUGA
Molecule: messenger RNA, 1026 nt
Organism: Penaeus vannamei (Pacific white shrimp)
Lineage: Eukaryota; Metazoa; Arthropoda; Malacostraca; Decapoda; Penaeidae
Source: RefSeq, a predicted model, not a curated record